AUGAAAAAGGGAGCACCAAAAUAUUAAAACAAAAUUGCAUUCAAAAUGAGAUUUCACGAUCAUUACACAGAGAAGAUUUAGAAUGCCUCUUUGGAUAGAUUGUGUGAAUUGUGUUUAGCUUAGAUUGAAUGGAAAAUUAAAUAUGGAAAAUACAAGACUCCCCAUGAUUUAUCAAGAUGUUAUAAAUGCGAAAAGAAAAACAUCUUUAAGGCUUACAGAAGAUUAUGUGAUGGCUGUUCUGAUGAAUUGAAACAAUGCUCUAAAUGCACAGAACCUAUUGAAAUAAAUGAUGACAGUUCAAGUGGUGAAGAAAUGGAUGAAACACUAAAAUGCUUAAGAGAGAGAUCAAAAAGAACUGUUCUUAGAAAAAUUGAAAAAGGUGAAAUUACAUGGGAUAGACAUAAUAAAAAGUUUAUUGAUUCUGAAAGUGGAGAAUAAGUCAUAGUUCAAUACAAAAAAGAUUAUAUUGAUGAAGAAGAUGAAUAAUUAUGGGAGGAUAAUGAUGAUGAAAGUGAUGAUGAUGAGGAUGAUGAAAGUGAAGAAGAAAGCCAAGAAGAAGACAAUAAAAAACAAAACAAAAAGACUGUUUAAUUCUAAAAGCAAUAAAAGAGUUAAAAAUAAUAAACUGAAUUAUCAAAAAAAACAAAAGCUAAAAAAGUUGAAUCUAGUGAUGAUGAGUCUUUAAGUGAAGAUUCAGACGAAGAAAAUUAAUUCAAAUAAAUUGAAAAAAUUAAUCAAAAAGAACCUUCAAUAUAUUCAGAUGGAUCAAAUGAAGAAGAAAAAACAAUUAGAAUGGAGAAAAAUUUCUAAUUUUAUUUUGAUGGAAAAUAUCAGUUCGAGAAGGAUGAAUGAUUAAAAAAUUAAUAUUUUUGUGUUCUAUUCAUUUAUUUUCAAUAUAAUGUUCUUA
Paramecium tetraurelia is the source of this 907-nucleotide messenger RNA. RefSeq lists its product as uncharacterized. The transcript has 3 exons. The record is from RefSeq and is a predicted model, not a curated record. NCBI's taxonomy places the organism in Eukaryota, Ciliophora, Oligohymenophorea, Peniculida, Parameciidae.